AUGGCGAGCCAGUUCGAUGAAGAGAUCAAGCGGUUCUUCCCCUUCCCCCCAUACAAGAUCCAGCUGGACUUCAUGAAGACCCUCUACAAUGUGUUGACGAAAUCGAACCUACCAUUUGGCGAGGAGGUCCGGCCCGUUUACGAGAUAAUCCAGAGGAACGAGAGCCUGCAGAAGAUGGUGGUGGAAGAGGCGGGGGGCGGGCUGGAGUUCUUUAAUGGCCAGGUGUGUGCAGGGAGCAGUGAGGUGGGGGAGGAAGAUGGGGACCCCCCCCAAGACCACAUCAUCUGCGAAAUGAAGACCGGUUCUGGGAAGUCGCUCAGUCUGUUGACGCCACUGGUUUAUUGGCUGCUCAAACACAAAUUUGACUUCUUCCUCCUGCGGGAAGACACCCACCUGCGAAAGGAAGAACCCGAGUGGGUGAAAGAAUCCGUCACGGAGAACCUCCUGCGCAAGUUCGCGCGGGCCCAGAGGGUGCAGCAGAAGAGGAAGGAGGCAGACUUGGCGGUCCUGAACCGGUACCUCUCCAUCACAGACGAUAAAAUAACGCUGAAGGAAAAUUUGAGAGUGGAAAGAAAAAAGGCCCCAGUGGAGGCGCGCAAGCCGGGGGAAGAGCGCUUCGACCCGGAGGGGGAGGAGGAGACCCUGAGCGACUGCUCUGUGGAGGGCCCGUCCAAGAAGCAGAUCUUCAUUUGCAGCCGGACGCAGUCGCAGCUGAACCAGUACUUCUCGGAGCUGAAGAAGAUCGAGGAGAGGGUGGGAAGGGAGCUACCCAUCAACAUGGUCAUCCUGGGGAGUAGGAAGCACCUCUGUGUGAACGAGCCCUUCCUGAAGAAGCACAGGAGUGUGCACGAGCUGAACGACUGCUGCCGAAACAGCGACUGCAGGUAUAAGCAAACGUUCAAGGAGAACAUGCUGCGGAGGAGGCAGCGGAGGGAGAGAAGAAGAAACAAAAUCUGCUACGACUCGUCCUCAUCGAGUGGGAGCAGCGGUGGAGGAAGCGGCGGAAGCGGCGGGGGGGCCGUGGACAACUACAGCCUGGUGUCCAAACUGAUCAGCUGCAAAAAUCUAACCAUCAGCCAGGUGAAAGACAUAUGCGUGAGCGACCAGAUAGAGGUGUGCCCCUACUACCUAAGUAGGGAGAACAUCAAAAGCGCAGACAUAGUCCUCCUGCCCUACGUGUGCAUCCUAAACGAACAUGUGAGGAAGGGCCUAAAAAUAAGCAUUAAAAAUAAUAUAGUGAUUUUUGAUGAGGCCCAGAACAUCAUAGACAGCAUAAAUGAUUCCAAUUCGGUAGCCAUACAUUAUGGGGACAUUCUCUUUUGCAAAUUAAUUUUGGAGCAAUACUCCAAGAGAUUUCAAGAGGUGCUAACCAAUAGCAACUUGGUCUCGAUUAAGCAGGUUGCCAUCUACUGCGAUUUGCUUCUGAGCUCGUUCAGAGACGUUAAAGAGAGCCUCGUGAAAGUCACCAAGUACAUUUUGACAUCUAAGUUAGAUGCACUGAACCUGAAUGAGAUUUCCAACCUUCUUAGCAACUCUAUCUUUUGCAGACGAAUUAAAAUUUUUGCAGAAUCGUAUCUGAGGAAGCACCUCCCCCAGCAUGGUAGAGGCGCUCCGGCAACUGUCAACACGUCUGCCAUUUAUCUGCUCGGCGACUACACCAGCAAAAUGAUGCGGGCCAAUCGGUACGACUAUGUGUUUCUGCACAGAGGGGGCGGCGCGGAAGAGGGGGAACCGCCAACUGGAGGAGCGUCACGGGCGGCACCCAAUAAACGGGGUGGCUUCCCCGCCGAGGGGGCGCCACACAUGGGGAGGGCCAAGCGGGUGAGGAAGGAGGCCCCAGGGAAGCUGCACCAAGAGGUGGCUGCUGCAGAGGGUGACCCUCACAGGAGAGCUACCUCGAGGACGAGCCAGGAUUCCCACGCCGCCGACCCGAUGAACCCCCUCAUGGAAGAUCUAUUGACGCGGAGAACGCCCCAAAUGUGGCACCGCAUAGAAAUCGUCAGCGUGAGCUCCUGCAGCAACUUCGGGAAAGUCACCAACGACUGCAGCAACGUCAUUCUAAUUGGAGGGACUCUCCAGCCGAUAGAAGAAUUCCUCCUACUGUUUAUGCACCGAAAGGAGAGGAACAAUUCUGCGAAGCUGUUUCUGUCUGAUUACAUUUUCAAGCAGAGUAACGUGUUCUGCAGAGUCGUCAGCAGGAACCUAGUGACCUACGAACCCGUGGACAACACUUUCAAAAGGAGAUCCGAAAAGACACACCUCCUUAACUUGGCCAUCCAGAUUCACCUCCUCACUCUGCACGUCCGCUUCGGCAACAUUGUUUUUUUUUCUUCCCACAAAUUCUUGCGAGAGUUCUUCACCUUCCUACAGAAUGAAGGCCAGUACGUCUUAACCGAAAUGAGGAAAAGAAAAAACAUCUUUUUCGAGGAGAAGGAUGGAGAGAGGGACGUCCUGAGGGACUACAUGCAGGGCAUCCAGCGGGUGAGAGAUCAGGGGGGGGAGAAGAAGAAGAAGAAGGAGAAGGAGAAGAAGGAGAAGAAGGAGAAGAAGGAGAAGGAGAAUGAUGAUGCUCCCUUAAAAAACGGCUGCAUCCUUUUCUGCGUGAUGAAUGCAAAGCUCAGCGAGGGGAUUAACUUUUAUGAUGACUUUUGUAGGAACGUUUUGCUGGUCGGCAUCCCCUUCUUCAAACACGAGAGGGGUGGUGGCUCUGCCUCCGCUGGGGACCUCCCCCUUGAUAGGAACUCCCUUCGUUUGGAUUACUACCGGGCCUUCUCCGCGGACGUGGCGCCGUCCUCGCCGCGGCUGGAGCGCCUAGUGGGAGACAUGUGCAGGACGUACGAGCUCAAGUUCGCCAUGAAGAUAGUCAACCAGUGCAUCGGAAGGAGCCUCCGCCACGUGGACGACUACUCCUCCUUCUUCUUCCUGGACCAUCGGUUCGCCAACAAGGAUUUCUCGGACCUCUUCCCCUCCUUCAUCGGAGCCCACUUGGCUGCCACCAAAGGGGGGGACUCCUCCCAGCAGGACCAACGGGGAGGAGGUACCUUCCUGCAGGAGAAAGCAAAACUGACGGAGGUCUUCGAAGAUUUCAGGCGCCACUACAGCAGGGCCUUCCCCGAUAUCCCCUUCGCGCAGCACGACGAGGGCCACUGGGGCAGCUUCGCGCGGGACGUCUUCCUCCUGCGCGAGUUCCACGAGGGGAGGAGAGCCGCCGGAUUAAAAAGGAAGGCACACACCAGCUGGGCAUUGAAAGGGGGGGAAGUGAGCCGGCUAGGCAGCUCAGCCGCUCAACUGCUACACAAGGUAAGCCACAGGUCGAAGGGGAACAAAAAAAACGGGGGCAGAUGCCAAGACGAGAAAAAAAAAAAAAAAAAAAAAAAAAAGAAAAAAAAGCAAAAGAAAGCAAAGAAAACAAAGAAAAAUAAAGCAAAGAAAACAAAGCACAACAAAGCUACGCAAACCAAAGCGAAGCAACGCAACGCACGCAACGCAAACCAAAGCAGUCGUCUAACCUGCACCGAUUUUAACCCAUCUAGUGCGCCACUAGCAACAAGAACGUAG
Molecule: messenger RNA, 3558 nt
Organism: Plasmodium vivax (malaria parasite P. vivax)
Lineage: Eukaryota; Apicomplexa; Aconoidasida; Haemosporida; Plasmodiidae
Exons: 9
Coding region: 1-3558 (1185 amino acids)
Biological process (GO): establishment of sister chromatid cohesion; nucleobase-containing compound metabolic process
Cellular component (GO): nucleus
Molecular function (GO): hydrolase activity, acting on acid anhydrides, in phosphorus-containing anhydrides; DNA binding; DNA helicase activity
Source: RefSeq, a predicted model, not a curated record